AUGGGGUGGGUGCGCCCCUGUAAGGCGCUCGGCCACUCCGAAACGGUCGAGAGCCUGCCGGCGGGACCGCCCGUCUCUCGUUCCUUUCACCGGUCAGUGAAGAAGCGACGGGAAUCGGACACAGCCGCGUCUCUCGACCUCUCCAAACUCUUCCGUGUCGCCGCGUCCAAGUCUUGCGGCAGCUGCAGCCGCCACUCGUCCGGGCAGAGUGACGGCGCGCAGACCAAGAUAAGCUGGACAUCACAAAAUGAGAAUCCACAGUCAACACCCCUGUCCGCGAGGAAACGCGCUCCGUUCCCCUCCUUCGUCCUUCUUUGUUCUUUCCUCGCUCUCUUCUGCGCUCUCCGCUCAGACGACUGCAUCGCUCUGCAGCAUUUCUCGGCCCAAGCACUCCAAGUGAAACGCGAUCCACCGGAACUUUCCCGGGCGGCGCUGCCGGUCUCGUCGAGAUGGCAGCCAGUGAAGGCAAGCGGCGAAGACUCCAGCGUUCCGCAUGAUGCUCCAUGGGAAAAUCUUUCGAAAGUCUACUUCUCCAGUCUUCGCAAGGGAGAAGAUAGAAGCCAGGCGCGAACUGUCGCUGCGCACAGACACUCCAGCGACAACCGGGCGGUGCGUGACAUUCGAGGAGGGGAGGAGUCUCUCCGGAGCAGUGACGAGCUCAGCGAUAAACGCACACUUUCUGUUCAUCACCGCUCUCUUCGCUCUCUCUUUCCUCUCGCCUCUUUCUCUUUCCCGGCUUCUGCGCUUCGUCCUUCCAAAGCGUCUGUGUUUUCUUUGGGCACAGACGGCGUCCCUGCAUCUUUCUCCGAAGUGCAAAGCGAACAGGCAGAAGGUGAGGAAAAAGAGAAUACCCAGAGCUCUUCGGCCGCUCCCAACGAUUCCGCUGAGGAGGGGACCCAGACUGAAGACGCCAGCAACGAACACGCUUCAAUCCAGCAUGGAGAACCUACAGUGGAACACCAACCUGAGUCUGCCGUUUCCCCGCCUGCUAGCCCUUCCCCAGCUGAGGGGACUGGUGAUGGGCCUCCCGCUGAACCCACGUUUGAGAUUCUCUCGCCUGUUGGUGGAACACCUGGUCCAGCUUCGGGGGAAGAACAGAAAGAAGAACAACCGCACACUGGACCGCGCGACGGAGAACAAGGACAGGAAACAGCAGCAGGUGAAGUUUUGUCCGAGUCCCUGCCGCCUGUGUCCACGACCACGACCACGACGGGCACGCCCAGCGCCUUCAACGUCAAAGAGGCCCUUCUGGCGCCGGUGCCUACGGGCGCGGUCGCGGCGCCGCUAGUUGGGCCCGUAGGGAACCAGCAACCAGAGACACCGGGGGAGAGCGGGGAGGGCGGUGCGGCUGCGGCAGGUCAGGAGGGAGCGGGGGAAGCACAGGGAACGAGUCAGGCCCAAGGCGGGAAGGCAGAAGCUGCUCCAGAACAGGAACAGAAAGAGGCGACGGAAGGGGAGAAGAGUGGAGAAAAGAAAGAAGAAGCUGCGGCAGGGCGACAAGGAGAAAACGGCCCGGACGCGACAGCUGAGACGCCCUCGAAAGCAGAUCUGGAUAAAGCUGCCGCCGAAUUCGUCAAGAAAGAAGGCGGAGUGGGGUCUCUCGAGAAGAAGCUUUCAGAGCACGGGCCGAAACUCACAGAGGAGCAAACGAAGACUUUCGUCGACACCCAAGAAGUCGCGCAGAACGUGCGGAAACUGAUCGGCCUGAAGGCCGGGUCGAAUUUGCACCUUGAGAACCAGAAACUGAUCAAAGCGGAGUGCGACUUGGCGACUUUUGGACCGGAGUACUGCGCGGCCCGAGACAACCCGAACGCCUUGAGUCUCUUGUGGUCCUUGGAGCACCGCAAGAACACCAUCUACUUUAUCAUUGCGCUGAUUACGCUCGCGUUUGGAAUCGCCGUGCAAACGUGCAUUCGCUUGCUCGAGAGGAAGAUCAGCGAAGGGAAAGACGAGUUCUCAAAGGAAGUCAUGGAGACCGCCUUCCGACAAAUUGCCACAAUCAGCAUCGUCAACGUCAUUCUCUGGGGGACGAUGCAAUCCAACAUCGCAGAAGUCCUCGAUGAACUCGUGUUCGGAGAUGUCAUGCCGCCCCUUCGCGAUAGUGACACAGUGCUGGAAAAUGUGUCUCCGAUGCUGGAGGUUCUGUUUGAAGAGCUUUUCUUCGUUUCCGUCAUUCUCCUCGUUUGGUAUGUUGUCUUUGUCAUCCUCUUCCAGUGCAUGAUUCGACAAAUCAUCGAGUGGAUGAGGAAGAUCGACGAAGAAGAAGACAUUCCUUUGAUUGCUCGCGAGGCCGAAUCCCAAAACCACCGAUACGAAUUUGCUGACAACGUCCAAGCGAUGAGCAUCCCGGGCGUUGACCCGUCGGGGUACUACUUCAUGGAGUACUUGCGUGCGAGUCUCCUCAAGAUGGCCAUUGAGAUGAUUCGUCUGCCAAACUCGACGCUCUUCUUCCUCAUGAUUAUCGACAUCUGUCUCAGACCAACCUUCAGCUUCCGACUCGGCCAAGAAGCGGGGCUCAUCAGCGGGCUGUCCGCGACCUGUCUCCUGGGCAUGUUGCUCGUCUGGGCAUACACCUCUCGCAUUGAAAAGCAGUUGUUGCCGCGCCACGUACCCCACUACCUCGUUAUGCGCUACCACAUGGAAGUCGGAGGCGACACGGGUUCCGAGUACCUCAAGGAAUUCGCGCCGCCCUACAAGCUCCAGAAGCAAAAGAACGCCUGGCCAGGCGUGUGUUCGACGUUCUUGUGGGGGACGACGCUGCCGAACAAACAUCAGCAACUCUUCUGUUUCUGGGCGAAUGGACCAAACAUCGUUUUGCGAGCUGUGGAGGCGUCGUUCUUCUGCCAGCUUCUCGUUCUCGCGUGGUGGGUCCAGCUUUUCCGCAGCCACCCUGCGACGUGGCUUACCUUCUGCUGGUGGGGAAACGUAGUCGUCGUUGCGUGCGCGGCGAUCCAGUUUGCUCUCCUGAAGAGCGUCGUGUACACCGUGCUCCUCGCCCUCAACUCAGGGAUGCUCGUUGAUCCGGAACUCCUCGAAAAGGUGUGGGAUCUCCAGCGUGCGGAGAAUGUGAGGCGCACAGCAGAGCUGAUUGACGCGCUCCGCGUCCAGUCGACGCUUUUCGCCAUCAGCGAAGGCGGAGACAUGUUCUGGCGUCAGCUUCUCAUCAGGUCCAAGGGCGCUUCCAGGCAGGCUCAGGAGCAACGACUGACUCUCUGGGCCGCGCUCGACGAAGAGCACCAGGGAGAGAUCAACCGCGCAAAAAUCUUCAAAUUCCUCACUUCUCAAGGGCUCCCAAUCAAAUCGGAAGCCGGCGUUAAUGACUUUUUGCAUGUCUUUGAUCGGAAUCACAAGGGCGGCGUGAAUGAAGAUGAGUUCUUUGUCAUGGUCAUGGUUGUGAAGCAAAUGCUCAUGGAGCCUCUUGACCGAGAUGCAGUCCGAGAACUGUUUGAAGGGCGGUACGGCAUCCCGUGGACGUCUCCUGUCGGAAUUGAUCUGGCCAACUUAAGUAAAAUUCUCGCGGAGCUGCGUCUGACUUUGUCGGAAGGGAAGAAGCGGUAUUUGCUCGAUUUCAUUGGCGGGAAGAGAGGAACGACCGCCGUGUCGCCCGACCAUUUCGUCUCUCAGCUCCAGGCAAUGGAAGAACAAGCUUUAAAUCCAAUUCAGAACGAGGGGGGGCGAGGUCCGGCAGUCUCUGGCGCCGAACGAGUGUAG
This is a messenger RNA of Neospora caninum, 3711 nucleotides long. RefSeq lists its product as hypothetical. NCBI's taxonomy places the organism in Eukaryota, Apicomplexa, Conoidasida, Eucoccidiorida, Sarcocystidae. Bases 1 to 3711 code for a protein of 1236 amino acids. Gene Ontology annotation, molecular function: calcium ion binding. The transcript is spliced from 16 exons. The record is from RefSeq and is a predicted model, not a curated record.